This is a messenger RNA of Drosophila miranda, 1204 nucleotides long. Its product is annotated as 26S proteasome non-ATPase regulatory subunit 9. The record is from RefSeq and is a predicted model, not a curated record. NCBI's taxonomy places the organism in Eukaryota, Metazoa, Arthropoda, Insecta, Diptera, Drosophilidae. Bases 175 to 834 code for a protein of 219 amino acids. Gene Ontology annotation, molecular function: protein binding. Gene Ontology annotation, cellular component: cytoplasm; nucleus. The transcript has 3 exons. Gene Ontology annotation, biological process: proteasome regulatory particle assembly.
UCGAUAUGGCGGUGGCGAUAUUUUGACGACAUCGAAAUCGCUUUCACCAGGGCUGAAUUGUUAUUAAAAAAUAAAUAAAUGCUUUAGCGAAGUGACGAGAAAGAAACGAAGUAGGCGGUCACAUAUAUUACAUUUUUUUAAAACCCACCGAUUUCAGUAAGCAAAACGCAAGUCAUGGCCACUGGAAUUACCACCAAGGAGCGGCUGGAGAGGCUGAUGGCCGCCAAAACACAGCUGGAGGCUCAAAUUAGUAGAAAUGGACAAAUUUUGGCUGCAAACGACAAUGUGGGCAUGACCGGUCCCAUGAUCGACGCCGAAGGAUUUCCACGCAACGAUAUCGACAUCUACCAGGUGCGGCAGGCCCGCCAGACGAUAAUUUGCCUGCAGAACGAUCACAAAGAGCUGAUGAACCAAAUCCAGAACUUGCUCAAUCAAUACCACAGUGAGAUCGCAACGACCGACCCUGAGCUGGUGAAUCGCGCCUCCGCCUUGGAGCUGGACAGCGAAAGAGGGUUGGGUGGAGCUACUAUCGCGCCUCCCGAUAUUCGCCCCAUGGUUGUAGUCAAUCUAGUCAGCCCCAGUUCCCCGGCUGAAGAGGCAGGAUUGCGCGUGGGCGACAACAUCUGCCGCUUCGGCUCCGUUAACAGCAGCAACUUCAAGGGGGAUUUGGGCCAGAUCGGCGAGGUUACCAGAAACAUGCAGGACCAGAACGUGCAGCUCAAAGUCAUGCGCGGCGACCAGCUUCUAGAUCUGCUGUUGGUGCCAAAAGCCUGGAGUGGACGGGGCUUGCUGGGAUGUAACAUUGUGCUGCCCCCAGAGUCCAUGGAGUACUAAUUUAUCAUUUAAACUUUGAUGCAUGUACAUUUGCUCCAUUUAAUUAUUCAUUCAUGGCCAGGCAUAAUGAACACAGAACAUAAUUGUACUAAAUUGUAAAAAUUGAUUUUAGUUUAUGUGUAGCUUCGUUUCCAAACCUAUCUGAACUUAUUUCGAGUGACCGACGUCCCGGCUUCUGGGUCACUAUGCCAUGAGGUGGGAUGGUCAAGGCGAGAGAGUGACAAGUGCACGAAUGGCCCUAAUUCAGGUGGAGAGGUGAAGCAUAGUUAUUGAAAAUGUAGGACUACUAAGUAUACUCAUAUAUAAUAUUCCAAAAUAAGUGGCAACGACUGACAGGGGACAGUCAGAGAAAUUAAAUAUUUUCAAAUCA